AUGAAGGCACUUGGUGUUGACAUAUUGACAGGUUUUGGCUCUGUUCUGGGGCCACAAAAGGUUAAAUAUGGAAAGGACAAUAUUAUUACCGCUAAAGAUAUAAUCAUUGCCACUGGAUCUGAAAGACUGUCAUCACAAGUGACCCAUGCAUUGAAACUGGGGUCUGUUCCUGACCGGAUUGCGAUAAUAGGAAGCGGUUAUAUCGGUCUUCAGUUCAGUGAAUGUUUACACGGCUCUUGGAAGCGACGUAUCGUGUUUGUUUUGAAGCAGAGCCAAAACCUGUCAAAAUGUCAACACCAAGUGCCUUUGAUCGUCAUUUUGUCCACCUUUGAUGCCAAAACCAAGGAACCCAAGGAUACUCUGGAGGUGGACGCCGCUCUUAUCGCCACAGGAAGAGCUCCAUUCACCAACGGUCUUGGUCUUGAAAACAUCAAUGUAGCGACGCAGAUAGGUUUUAUACCAGUUGAUGAGCGAAUGCGUGUGAUCGACGAAAAUGGAAAGCUAGUUCCACACUUGUACUGCGUCGGUGAUGCUAAUGCUCAUGCGGCUAGUGCCCAAGGAAUUUCUGGUAAAUUGAGUAUCAAUUCCACGCCAGUCUUACUAUGUUUGUUCAGACCUCCAAUUAAACUUUGUGCAUCUACUUGUGUUGGCUAGGGAUUUAAAGUAAGUAUUGCGAAGACAAGUUUCAAGGCGAACACAAAGGCCCUAGCCUAAAACGAAGGAGAAGGACUCGCUAAGAUGAUAUACAGACCUGACAAUGGUGAAAUCUUAGGAGUUCAUAUCUUUGGAUAGCAUGCAGCUGAUCUUAUCCAUGAAGCUUCCAACGCCAUCGCUUUAGGAACUCGCAUUCAGGUACGGGGGAAUCUUUAUUUCUGCAACCCAACAUGUUCCUUUUUUGAUCAUUGUGCUAUAGAUUGUGAGAUUUAACAACGGCACAAAGUGUUAAUAGCUGCUGUAUGAACAAGAACUCAAGUCAGCCUGUAACAAAAGUUUUGUGUUAGGAAGACAACUGCGCUUUAGCGACAUCUCGCUGCGCAUACUCUGGAUUUAACGUAUAAACUCAUGAUUUACAGUCCCCACACCACUUCUCUUUAUUAGUCCAUUCAGCUCACUGUGGCUAUUUGAUCAAGCUCUUUCAUCCCAUCAUACUUCAGCCGUGUCACAUGUUAAAAUAUUUAUACAUACAUUAAUCACCAAUACUUUCUAUGUAAUAUUGUGUUUUAAUCUUUACUAGCAUAUCUUUGGAUUAGAUA
Messenger RNA from Brassica rapa (field mustard), 1253 nucleotides. Its product is annotated as dihydrolipoyl dehydrogenase 2, chloroplastic. The record is from RefSeq and is a predicted model, not a curated record. Gene Ontology annotation, biological process: pyruvate metabolic process; 2-oxoglutarate metabolic process. NCBI's taxonomy places the organism in Eukaryota, Viridiplantae, Streptophyta, Magnoliopsida, Brassicales, Brassicaceae. Gene Ontology annotation, molecular function: flavin adenine dinucleotide binding; dihydrolipoyl dehydrogenase (NADH) activity. Gene Ontology annotation, cellular component: oxoglutarate dehydrogenase complex; mitochondrion.